Candidula unifasciata is the source of this 907-nucleotide messenger RNA. The record is from the annotation of a GenBank genome assembly. NCBI's taxonomy places the organism in Eukaryota, Metazoa, Mollusca, Gastropoda, Stylommatophora, Geomitridae.
CGCCAGCGAAAAGCACCAGCUUGGAAGCGACUCUGUGCUUGCUGCUGUCAGUUGUAACGGAGAUGUACUCUGGUAUCCACCAUUCUAUCUGGAGAGCACGUGUAAGCUGGACAUGUCAAAGUAUCCCUUUGAUGUCAGCGUUUGUCCUGUUGAAAUUUACUCCUGGAUGCAAGAUAACACCACGAUCGUUAAAUCUGACCACCCAGUUAACUUGUGGACCAUGCUGGUGAACGAAGUGUAUGAGAUUUCGUCUGCAGGCUCAGAAAAGAUCACACAUGCAUUCGACAAUCUCUUCUUUGAUUCGAUCACAUUCAAGAUUAGGUUGGCCAGACGUCCUACGUAUGUGGCAAUAAGUUUGCUGAUACCAGUCAAUUUGCUGGCUAUCUUGAGUAUAAUGUCAUUCAUCAUGCCACCUGACGAACAAGAGAAGGUCAACAUUUCAGUCACAAUUUUGCUGUCCUUCACUGUGUUUUUGACUUUUAUUGACAGCAACAUACCCCCAAAUUCGGACAAUGUUUCUCUACUGUUUAUCUACAUCUCAUUGCUUUUGCUGAUGUCGUUCCUGUCUGUAGUUGGCAACAUUCUUGUCGUUACCACUAAAUGUUGGAAUGUGGGUACUCCGGAAGACUGCAUAGGGUUAUGCAGGGAUGUCAAGAACAUCAGUGAACCCCCCACGACAAAGGACAUUUGUGGUUGCUCAAGCCCUCAGUAUUUAACUCAGGAAAACAACAUCGAUUCGAUUCAACCUGAAGGUGGUGAAAAAAGAAAAUUUGUCUCAGAAAAUCGUGAAAGUACUUAUAAAAGUGUCAGCAGUUUUGCAUUAAAAUCGAAUAGAGUAUUCUUAUUUGUAAGCUGCUUUUUGUAUGUAUUCAUUACAUGCUUGAUGUUUGCAUUAAUUAGCAAGUAG